AUGGCUCAAGAAGACAAGUUAUUUAUCGACAAACUAGAGGGAGUUAAAAAUUGGCAAGUAUGGAAAUAUCAAAUGCAAGUUAUAUUGGAAGCUAGAGAGUUGUGGGGUCACGUUGAUGGAACGGCAACCAGCCCGGCUUUAUCAGAAAGCAGUUCAUCAAGUUCAUCGGCUCAAACAGCUUUCGAAAAGGCUCAGAAGAAGACCAGAGUUCUACUUGUUACGAGUAUAAAUUCGGAUCUUGUACAUCUCAUUACUGAAUGCCAAAGCAAAUUUGGGACAAACUGAAGGAACGUUUUGAAAGAAACACUGUAGCAAACAAAUUGUUUUUGAAGCAGAAAUUCUUUUCUUUGAAAAUGAAAGAUUGUGAUUCCCUCGAUGAUCAUCUACGCCGCAUGAAAGAAAUUACUGACCAACUGGCAGCCAUCAAGGCGCCUAUUCCUGAAGAUGAACAUAUCGUAGCCCUGUUACUCAGCCUUCCACGAUCAUAUAACACUCUAACAACUGCAUUGACUGCAAAAGGAGACGAGCUUAGCCUAACUCAAGUGCAUCAAGCACUCAUGAGUGAAGAAGAAAAACGUGGCCUAUACAAGGGCAAAGAUGGUGGUGAUCGAGUCGACAAGGGUGAAACUGCCUUACAGCAUGAAAAGACAAGUCGAAAGCCUAUCAAGUGCUUUGGAUGCGGAGAAGAGAAUCAUGUGAUCAGAAAUUGUCCGAAAAGAAAGAAAGGGCAGCAUGAAAACCGAAAUAAACCGGGAAAUUCAUACAAACAUAAAGCAACUCCAGCAGAUGCUGAUGGGAAAAGGAACGAGGAUUCUGGGGGUAAUGUAUUCGUAGUAGGAUUGAUUGCAGCUGAAGGGAAUAGUUGUUGGAUAAUCGACUCCGGUGCUUCGCAGCACAUGACUGCCAAUCGUGACUUAUUGGUAAAUUAUUGUGAAUUCCCUGAACCAGAACCUGUUGCUCUUGGUGAUGGUCGUUCUGUUAAUGCGUACGGAUAUGGACAAGUAGACAUCACUAUGAUACUUGGAAAUAAAGAGAAAGACCAACGGAAAUCAAUUCUAACAAAGGUACUCUAUGUUCCAAAAUUAGCUACAAAUCUUUUUAGUGCACGUGCAGCAGCAUCUAAAGGCAAGGUGGUGCAAUUUGGCCACACCCUCUGUUGGAUUAAGGAUUCGAAGGGACAAGUUGUAGCUCGUGGUCGACUUGUUGGGAACAUGUACCGUCUUGAUUGCAAAGUUAACAAACAUGGAAACCGAACAUCAAUUGCUAAUGAAACUGGUGCCAAACUGGAUCUAUGGCACCAAAGAAUGGCGCAUUUAAAUGCCGGUCAAAUGAAAAUCAUGGCUUCAAAGGAACUUAUUACAGGUACGGACAUACCCGGAACUGGCAAGUUAAGUGUUUGCGAGCCCUGUGCUGAAGGAAAGGCUCACCGAGCGCCAUUUAAGCCAGCGGGAGAAAUCAAGUCAACGAGAAGGUUAGAGUUGGUCCAUAGUGAUGUUGCCGGUCCGAUGAAGACUGAAAGCUUUGGAGGUGCAAAGUACUUCGUCACCUUCAUCGAUGAUUACUCCAGAUGUGUCACUGUUUACCCAAUGAAGUAUAAGUCUGAAGUGUUAGAAAAAUUCAAGGAGUGGGAGGCAGCCGUGACAAACCAGGCAGAAUGCAAGAUUAAGACACUACAGACAGACAAUGGUGGUGAAUACACAUCCACCGAGUUCCAAGAUUUUCUAAAGGAGAAAGGAAUUCGCCAUGAGACUACAGUGCCACAUUCACCCCAGCAGAAUGGGGUAGCUGAGCGCAUGAACCGAACACUUCAAGAAGCAGCUCUCUCUAUGAUUCUGCAUGCUGGACUGUCCAAAGCUUUCUGGGCAGAAGCAGUUUGCAAUGCGGCCUAUGUAAGAAACCGAGUCAUCACGACUGCGACCGCGGUAACCCCUUACGAAAGAUGGUAUGGAAAGAAGCCAGAUGUGUCUAAUCUUCGUGUCUUUGGCUGUACUGCUUACGCUCAUGUUCCUGAUGCUUCACGCCAGAAACUUGACCAAAAGGCAGUCAAGAUGCGAUUUGUCGGCUACAGCCUUACACAGAAAGGAUACAGGCUAUAUGAGGAGA
This is a messenger RNA of Paramuricea clavata, 2103 nucleotides long. NCBI's taxonomy places the organism in Eukaryota, Metazoa, Cnidaria, Anthozoa, Malacalcyonacea, Plexauridae. The record is from the annotation of a GenBank genome assembly.